GACUAGAAAUCCAUUGGGGUCUCCCCGCGCAGGUUCGAAUCCUGCCGACUACGAGCGUUCUCUUUUAACCCUGCCAACUUUUAAUUGGUUGGGCGAAACAGCGGGCAGAAAGCAGGGCACGGAGUCAAAAACGGGACUCUGCAGCCAAUAGUUUGGAAAAGAAAGACGGAAGGGAUUGUGUCAUUUCUUCCGGGAUCUCCUCCCCAGGCUUGCACCAGAAGCAACUGCAAGGCAGAGCAGGCGAAAUCGUACGUGUUGCCUGGCAGGCCAGGAGCCACGGAGAAGAGGACACCAUGCAACAGGGCCCAGGGCCUGCCGUGUUCGUCACCACGAGCACUAACCAUGUUGGCAUGAAAGAGGCUUAGUUGUGAAAUAUAUGUACUGAAUUACAAAACAUGCAGAUGUUGUGGAAGACAGAGCUUCACAGUCCAAAUGACAGCAUCCAUAGAGGGAGCAGGAGAUUUUAUGCAUCACAAGAUAUGUGUAUAAUGGCCAUACAGGAAUAGAUCUAUCAGUCCCAGAGUACCAAGAAAUACGAGGAAAGAUGAUGUCUGGACAUGUGGAAUAUAGUAUUUUAGUAGUUACCCACCUGGCUGCGUUCAAAUCUGCCAAGCACAAACCCGAAGACAACGUUCAGUUUAUGGUUUCUAAGAAGUACAGUGAUAUUGAUGAGUUUUAUCAAAAACUUGUCACGCGUUAUCCAGAAACCUCCCUGCCACCCUUGCCAAGAAAAGUGCUGUUUGUUGGAGAAUCUGAUAUUCGAGAAAGAAGAGCAGCCUUCAAUGAGAUUAUGAGAUCGAUUUCUAAAGAUGUGGCUCUAGCCACAAGCCCUGAGUUACUGGAAUUUCUAGGAACCAGAUCCACUAGUAUCACUGAUGUCAAGAGUAAAAACCUUCCCAAGAAGGAAGAAGAGGAAGAAACCGAAGGCUUUGAUUUUUUCAAAGAGGAAAAGAUACCUGAUGUCAUUUCUCAGUUCAGUUCAUUUAAAGACCAAGAUGCUAAAAAGGAAAAAGAAGAGGAGAAUGAUGUCGAUCCACUUGGUGUCCUCAAAUCCAAGAAGAUCAAGAAGCCCACGUCCUCUUCUGCUAAAGAAGAUAAAACCAUGUUAAUGAUGUUUCAUGGAGAAUUGGAUCCGGGUGAAGAACUGUUUGGCAUGGCUGAAGAUUUUUCAUCCCCUGGCAACAAGAAGAUAUUGGCAGUCAAAGAAGACGUGAAAUUAUUUGAAGGUCCGGAUCUUGGUGGAGUGGUAACUCUUGGAGACCCACUGCUGUUGCUGACAGCCAGCGAAGACAGAGAACCUGUGUUAAAGGCUAGCCCUGCUGAGGACAUGGAGGAACUACUGAGAAUGGAAGAUGAUUUUGAAAAAAUGUUGCAGGUGAGCCGUAAACCCAAGCCUAAACCCAAGCCCAAUGUAGCAUCUAAGCCAGUAAUACCUAGGAAGCCAGUGAUACCUAAGAAAAAGCUCCCAUCUUCCCCAGCCCAAACAGGACAGCCAGCGGGAGAGAAGAUCCAAAUCAUGGAUGAGAUGGACAUUCUCAAAUACAUCAAGGAAAACGAAUCCCUUAGCAGUGAAGAACCAAGCCUCUUCUGAAACACUGCUACUGGUGGACUUUCCUCAGGAAGAAUUUCCAUCAGCCAUCUGCAACUUGGAUGUCCAGAGUCUUGGCUCCUGUCCUCAGUUGCCUUUUUGGUGGUCCUUUGGCUGCAGUUUUUUUAAAACAAUGGAACUUGAUAUUUGAGUUAGUAUUCUGCAAAAAGUUAUGAAGUUUUUGCCACAGAGCAACAAUGAUUUAAUUAACAAUGCCUUCUUUUUAAAAAUGUAAAAGAUUGUGGCCAGAACUAAGUUGAUAAAAAGAAAGUUGCUAGCAUUGAGCAAAUGGAUUAUUUGGCUGAAAAGUAUCAGAGGUCAAAAUUAAUAAAAGGAACUAACAUGGUUGGGUUAAAUAUUGACAAAGAGUUGGAAUUGUUGUUGUUGUUGAAUGGAAGUUGUUUAUUUCCAGACAGUUUCCAAACUUGUUGGAAAAUAUUACUGAAUGUCAAGGAACACACAUAAAAGCAUUUUUCAGAAUCAUAUUUCUCUUCUAAGAGUUAUAAUGCAAUGAGUCUAGAUCCUUGGGAGCCUGCCUAAGUGCUUCUCUAUGAAUGCCCUAUUUGUCUCUCAAUUUUCUGAUCAGAUGAUAGUUUUUUGUGAUAGACUGGAGCCACCUUGAAAUAUCUGCAGACUGGGGAACAAGACAGGGGAAGAGUCUGCAAGAGAUUCCUGAAUAAUGAUGUGAAUGAUGGCUACUUUUAAUAUCUUUAUAAUUUGGAGAAGGUCCCAUCUUCAGUGUCAAGAAGCGUGCUUCUUUUUGAUGUUAAAGACUCACAUCUCUUGUUACUGUUCAGCAGGAUGAAACUGUUAUCAUUUGAUAGGUACUAAGCCCCUGAUGCUUGUGGCAGGAUUAGGAAAAUGAACAGCAACACUGCAUUUUUGAUAGUUGAAUUAUACAUUAGUUAGUUAAUUAGUUGAUAGUGUUCUCUAUUUAUAUGAACUUAUUCUGUGUUUUUCUCAGUCCUUUCACUCAGAUGAUGGAGCCCCACAAAGUUAUUAAGCCAUAUUAAAUAUUUGAAAACUUACUUGGAUUGCUUUUUGAAUAUAGAACUGAGUGAAUGCAAAAAAACAUUUAAAGCACUUUAAAAUAUUUACAUUUUUAAUGCAUGGUGUUCCAUUUAUAAUUAUAUGAUGCUUUACAUUCUAUUUUAAAUAAAAUGAAAUUAUUAAGCACUACUAAUAUUAAACAUUUCAUUUGAGAAAGAAGUAAAGAUGACUGGAACAAGAUAUAUGAUGAUGCAAUAAAAUAAAGGGAAGUCAGCUGUGCAGGAUGGGUACCAUUUGUUAUCUUUUCUCAUCUGGAAUUGGAAUGGACAACUCUCUUCUGUUGAAGGUCAUUGUUCUGAGUGGGCAGUGUCUUGGUGAUGAAUUUAAGAGGUAAGAAAUGCACACAAAAGGGUGGCCCUACCCAUUUUCCUUCUUUUCGCCAUCCCUUUUUCUUUCUCAAACAUCCCUUUCUUCCAUGCCAGUGGUAGCGAACUCUUCUCCAAGGUCUACGUGCAUCACUUUUCAAGUGCUUUAGACGUUAGUCCUAGGAGGGCUGUAUAACAUCAAACUUAUUCUAAACAGAAUGUUAUCUUUAAAACAAUCCUUAAUUUAGGAAUGUUAUAUUACAGGCAGUACAGUAUCAGAUAUUGGGUAUCAUGAGCACAUUGCUGUAGUUUUCUAAAUAUAAAUGGUAAGUGCUGAGAAACGUCUUGACUGCAGUUGAGUUGUGCUUAUGGCCGGUUGGUGGAGCAACCUGCAAGAUGAGAAAGAAGGCAGAUGGAUAUAGACAGGAUAGGGCCCUGACCUUCCCAGAGAGAUUAAGAGAUCCUGUGGGUUUGGCUGUGCCAAAAUGAGGCUCACCCGCUUCUCUGGCCCUAUGCUACUGCCUGCUCUCCUGUCAGGUGAGGAGAGUCAAAAUUGAACCAAGUCACAGAUAAAUGAUCAAAUAAAAAUAGCAAAGGAGUCACAGGUAGAAACGGUUGAUCACACAAGCAUAGCAGAUGUAUGCAUUAGUGGCAACAUCAUGUAAUUGGGGUUUGAUCUGCUGUGAUAAUCUUGCAAAUAUUUGAUAUCCUGGAGAAUCUUUAAAAUCCUGUUUUCCUAUUGUAACAGGGUAUCUGCUUUGUACUUUUUAUGUCAUUAAUACUAAAAUGCCACAUAGAAUUCCACAGAUUCUCUCUGUAGUUUAUUUUUGUGACUUGACAAUAACCAUGCAAUUGUUCUUUUAACUUUUCCUGUUUUUCACCGUAAUUUCUAUUAAUGGCUUGUAAUUUUAAAAUAAUUAUUUACAUUCAGGGCGCAACAUACAGUGUAAUGCCCUAAAGAUUUCAUUGGAAACACAUUUUACAUAAUAAUGUAUAUUUAUGUGCUGUAUUUUGCCUUUGAGAGAUGAGAUGGAUUAAAUACACAAUAAAACUGUUGAACUGAA
Molecule: messenger RNA, 4007 nt
Organism: Candoia aspera
Lineage: Eukaryota; Metazoa; Chordata; Lepidosauria; Squamata; Candoiidae
Gene: HS1BP3
Product: HCLS1 binding protein 3
Exons: 8
Coding region: 545-1591 (348 amino acids)
Molecular function (GO): phosphatidylinositol binding
Source: RefSeq, a predicted model, not a curated record